AUGUUGAAGGAGGACCUAACGGCCUUCACCCAGUUCCUAGAGGAUAUAACAAGCUACCCGGACAAAGUGUUUCUGGGACAGGGCUUCUUUACCCGAGAAGUGUUACGCAAUGUGGACUACUCCAUCGUCCCCCUGCGCAGGACGACAUGUAAUCAGUAUCCUCGCUCCGUGCUCAGCAUUAACGGUGCCGAACGCGUCUUGGUUGUCAACGUUCCCUGGACAGACCUCUUUUACUCCGAGUCCGGACGCUCAGUUCCGUGGCCUGGGUUCCAGUAUAUGCACCCAAAUCUUGAGUGCAAAAUCGCCACCUCCGAUCACUGGCCGACUAUCAUGACCGGCAUACGUUCGAUCGGUAUAGACGUGAAAUCUCUGAUCUACCGUCUAGAUGAAGCCUUUGACGUACGGAAGUUGGCCAAACCUGUCAAGGAGAUCGAUCUCAUAACAUACAUCAGGACUGCCAUUUUGAAAUGUGAGGGUCCAUGUAUCCGAUGUGAUGAAGAUCACCCUCGACGCUACCCGACGCACCUCUCUUUUUGGCUGUGGUACCUUCGGCGUAGCACAUUCGACGCUUCGCUUAAGAAGGACACCGACAAUAUUGGGCGGGGCCCCCCGGCAGCCGAGGUUGGACCAAGUGCCUAUGGGGACGACGAGGAUAAUGCCGAAGAGUUCGACGAAGAGUCUGAUCUCAAGACUGGCCCAGAUGCGGUCAACGACGAGCCCAACGCCCAAGUAGCCGACGACGAGCCUAGUGCCGCUGAAUCGGACGAGGAACUCAGCGACGAAGAGUCUGAAGACGAGCGCAGCCCCGUUCAGUCCCACUAUGAGACCGGCGUCGAAGAGUACGAUGAAGAGUCCGAUGAUGAUCCCGGCCCCGUUGAAUCCCACCAUUGGCCCAGCGCCGGGCCGUACUAUGAAGAGUCCGAAGACGAGCCCGGUCACGAGCCCGAUGAAGAGUCCGACGAAGACUCUGAAGCAGCUUCCGUCGAAGAGUCCGAUAGCAAUACCAACCCAGUUCUUGUCAACGACGAGCUCAGUACCCAUGGAGCCGAGGUCGCACCUAGUGCCGAUGAGUCUGAUGAGGAGCUCAGCGACGAAGUGUUUGAACCUGAGCCCGGCCCCGUCGCGUCCCACGAUGAGCCCGGGGCCGAAGAGUACGAUGAAGAGUCCCACGACGCGCCAGGAUUUGAUGAGUUCCAUCAUCACCCCAGCCCCAACGUGCCUGAUGAAUGGCCUAUCGCACAUCUGUCCAACAGGAGGCCUAGCGAGCAUGUGUCGAACCAUGAAUCAAGCGAUCCUGAGGAUGAGAACGAUGACGACGGCCCAACUACCGAACCUGGCUACGACCAUAGACCUGGAGAUGUGGCACUCCCAGUGGCCAUGUCCCAAACACCAAACCCUGGAACAUUGGCCGCGAAUCCCACAAAAGACCCUCCCAAGAGCCAGAAGAAGCGUGGCGGGAAAAAGCGCAGCAACAAGAGGCGGAACAACCGCCCGAAGCCUGAGGUUCCACCGCCCCCGGCUGUCGAAGCGCAGCCGCAGCGUUUCGCUCCUCCUCCCAUGACGACGCCCUACUGGCCCCACUACCGGUGA
Vanrija pseudolonga is the source of this 1590-nucleotide messenger RNA. RefSeq lists its product as uncharacterized. The coding region runs from base 1 to 1590 and encodes 529 amino acids. The record is from RefSeq and is a predicted model, not a curated record. NCBI's taxonomy places the organism in Eukaryota, Fungi, Basidiomycota, Tremellomycetes, Trichosporonales, Trichosporonaceae. The transcript is spliced from 4 exons.